Aspergillus puulaauensis is the source of this 1728-nucleotide messenger RNA. RefSeq names its product D-arabinono-1,4-lactone oxidase (gene ALO1). Gene Ontology annotation, molecular function: FAD binding; D-arabinono-1,4-lactone oxidase activity. Lineage: Eukaryota; Fungi; Ascomycota; Eurotiomycetes; Eurotiales; Aspergillaceae. The transcript has a single exon. The coding region runs from base 1 to 1728 and encodes 575 amino acids. Gene Ontology annotation, cellular component: mitochondrion; membrane. The record is from RefSeq and is a predicted model, not a curated record.
AUGGACCCCACGAUCACUCGAGUGCUCUCUCGGCUAGACCCCGCGGUCCCGUUCCGCACCUCCAGCGGCCAUCUCCAUCACACUUGGGCUCGCACCUUUUAUUCGCGUCCGGAGCUGUAUAUCCAGCCACAGACCAUUCCCGAAAUCCAGCAGGUCAUCAAUUUAGCCCGUCGGUGCCGACGCCGGCUUGUGGUUGUUGGCAGCGGUCACUCACCUUCUGACCUGACAUGUACCUCGGCAUGGAUGGUGAACUUGGAUGACUUCAAUCGCAUAUUGGAUGUCAACACCGAGACAGGAAUUGUUACGGUUGAAGCCGGUAUACGCCUGUGGGACUUGGGAAAACAAUUGGAGGAGCAACAUGGAUUGACGCUGUCGAAUCUGGGAAGUAUCGACAGUCAGUCUAUUGCUGGUGUUAUUGCCACGGGUACCCAUGGGAGCUCUCUGGCGCAUGGUCUGAUCUCGGAGUGCGUUGUUUCGCUGACUCUGAUGCUGGCAAAUGGACAACUGGUGCGCUGUAGUGCCAGCAGCAACCAGGCACUUUUCCGGGCGGCUCUCAUUUCUUUGGGGGCGUUAGGGAUAGUCGUUGAAGUCAGCUUCCGCUCGGAGCCGUCGUUUAAAAUAGCCUGGAGACAAACACGGCGAUCGCUCUCCAGUAUCCUGGAUGAGUGGUCGUCUGGGUUAUGGACGUCGCAUGAGUUCGUCCGCGUGUGGUGGAUGCCGUACGAGAAAGCUGCAAUUCAUUGGUAUGCUGAUAAGACGGAUCUUCCGCUGAAAGCGCCGCCAAAGACCUUUUAUGGUGAGGCUCUUGGAUAUCACGUAUACCAUAAUUUGUUGGCCCUAUCGAACUAUUUUCCUCGCAUUCUUCCGUGGGUGGAGUGGCUUGUGUUCGGGUUGCAGUACGGAUUUAAAGCAGAGAAGACGGUCACAGGAGCAGUUGAACACGCGCGUACGGGUCUCCUGAUGAAUUGUCUCUACUCACAAUUUGUCAAUGAAUGGGCAUUGCCGUUGGAGAAGGGUCCAGAGGCAAUGACAAGGUUGUCGGCCUGGCUGCAUGGAGAUGUCGAAUCGGCCCGCAUCCCCUUCUCUGUUGACGGGCUGUGGGUGCAUUGUCCCGUCGAAGUCAGAGUUGCAAACACUACGCAUAACAAGGGCCCUCGGCCUUUCCUCGACCCCACUAGCAGCCAAGGGCCGACAUUGUAUCUUAAUGCGACUCUAUAUCGUCCAUAUUUUCGAGACCCUCCUUGUAAGGAUCGCUAUUACGAAGCAUUUGAGUGGCUCAUGCGAGAUAUGGGUGCAAAGCCACAUUGGGCUAAAAACUUCAAAUCAACAGGCCAAGAGCUGAGGGGAUUGUAUGGGAAGGACAUGGAUGAGUGGCUCAGAGUCCGUCAGGACGUGGAUGCCGAUGGCAUGUUCCUUGGCGAAUGGCAUUACCGCACUCUUGCUGUGUCUGGUGAUGAGGGCCCAGGAUUAAGUUCCUUAGAUGCAACCUCUUUUCCAUUGAUGGAGCGUGAGAAGGCUCGUCAGCAGGCGAAUAUCCGUGGCGCUGGAGAUGGUGUGGAAUGGAUCGGAGAUAAUCGGUGGGAGACGGACACAAAAGAGACAAGUGUUUUGUUGUCGACCGUGGAGAGGGAGAAACUCACCUCUAGUUCGCCAACAACAGCAACGAGCGAGGAGAGCUUCGACCUCCUCGCGUCCGGUGAGGCGAGUGUGGUAAUCCCUGAACCGUGA